Molecule: messenger RNA, 2575 nt
Organism: Photinus pyralis (common eastern firefly)
Lineage: Eukaryota; Metazoa; Arthropoda; Insecta; Coleoptera; Lampyridae
Product: probable ATP-dependent RNA helicase DDX20
Exons: 2
Coding region: 61-2523 (820 amino acids)
Molecular function (GO): ATP binding; RNA helicase activity; nucleic acid binding
Source: RefSeq, a predicted model, not a curated record
GACGUGAAAUGGGUAUGUUUAGCAAACAUAACCAUACUUUUAACGUUACUGUUCACAAAAAUGUCCAAAAUUAUAGCCCAUGAUAUUAACGAAAAGGUACGAUCAGCAGAUGUCCUCACACAAAAUGACUGUACUUUUGAUUUCUUACUACUCUCCAAACCUGUCCUGCAAGCGCUAAACGAAGCCGGAUUUUACAAACCGUCUCCGAUUCAACUGAAAGCGAUUCCUCCAGGCAAAUGUGGAUUAGAUUUGAUACUGCAGUCCAAGUCGGGCACUGGAAAAACUCUUAUAUUCGCAAUAAUCGCACUUGAAAUGAUACAAACCGCAAUCGACCAUCCACAAGUCCUAAUCAUCGCCCCAACACGAGAAAUCGCGGACCAAAUUUGCAGUGUGAUCACAGCUAUUGGCAGACAUAUACCCGAUUUGAGUGUCGGUUUAUUUAUAGGCGGACUGCCUUACAAAGAAGAUGUGCAACGGUUAAAGAAGUGUCACAUUGCAGUAGGAGCCCCCGGACGGAUAAAGCAUCUAAUAGAAGCGAAAGAACUCAAUGUGAACUUUGUGAAACUGUUCGUACUCGAUGAAGCUGAUAAAUUAAUGGAGGAAGACUUUCAGAAUGCCAUUAACUAUUGUUACCACAUGCUCCCCGAGCGAAAACAGUUUCUGGCGACUAGUGCUACUGUACCGGCCGAAUUGAAGACGUUCUUAGAGCGUUACAUGAACUCUCCUACAUUUAUAUCGCUCGAAGUGAAUAGCCCCCUCCUUUUAGGAUUGCGUCAAUUUGUGUCGGUGUUACCAAACAGGAGCAAUGUAGUUCAGCAGACUAACGCCAAGACUGAUGAUGUGUGUAGAAUAUUGUCGAAAGUGAGCUUUACUCAGUGUAUCAUUUUUUGCAAUUAUCAACAAAGAGCGGAAACUGUGAGCAAUAUAAUUAAUCAAAGGGGUUGGAAGUCGAUUUUUAUUGGCGGUUCUCAGUCUCAAGAGACCCGCCUGAAGGUAAUGCAUAUGUUGAAGAAUUUGGAAUGUAACAUUUUGUUGGCGACCAAUCUAAUUGCGCGAGGAAUUGAUCUGUCGAAUGUGGAUCUUGUUAUUAAUUACGAUAUUCCUAGUGACACUGCAACUUACCUGCAUCGUGUUGGUCGAACGGGGCGGUACGGUUCUGUAGGUGUGUGUGUUUCGCUCGUUGCAUGUGACAAAGAUCUGCUUGACCUGCAGUAUAUUCUUGGCGAUAUUGGUGGUGUCGAGUUGGGCAUUGCUAAGCUCCCCAUUGAAUUGGACCAAGCGGUGUGGGAGGAGGAGUUGAGUUCCUUUGAGCAAAUUUACGGUUUGGUUGAUCCCCAAAGGGAAAAGGUGGAUUGGAAUUUUCUCGAAUCGACGACGAAGCUUCACAAGGGGCGCAAAAAGAAGAAGAAAACUUCAAUUUCGCAACCAGCUGUGGAGGUUGAAAGUGCGAAGGAGGCAGAUUUUGAUGGCGUAAGUACUGAUGACCUACUGAAAAGCUUGGCCAAAGGUUUAAGAAUUGAGCCACCAGCUACCCUACCAAGUGUUGACAAACCUGCAGACACAGAACCCGUUCCUGAACAAUCUACAAAGAAGGCCAAACAUAAUGAGCACUUACCCCAAGCAACUUUUCCCAAUCACCCCAUUGAGGACCCAUAUGUUGGAAUCAGUACAGCUGACCUACUGCAACAAUUCGCACAGGGAAAGAAAAUUGAGCCUACUGUAGCUACCGAAGAAUUGGUAAACCCGGCCUCUCUGUACCCUUGGGUACCUGUGGAGGAAUCGGUUUUAUCAAAAAAUGCAAAUGGCCUCAACUUGCUUGAUUCUGACAAUUCAGUUUGUAGUGACCAAGAGGUGGACAUCUCGAAUGAAAUGUUGAACAAAAAGGUUACUUUAACCAAAAAUCUUGCACUUUAUCACACUGCAAACUUGAUCAAGAAAUGUGAAAAUUUGGAUUUUUCCGUUACAAAAGAGGCGGUUCAGUCGAUACGGGAUUAUUUCAACGUUUGUGAGGAGAAAACAAGUGACCGGCUAUCAAAGUUAGAUGCUGCCACCAAAGAUGUUCCUACUGAGAAUUUACUGGAGCAAAUGUCUUACUACAGCAACAAAUUUAAGGCAGACAGCCUCGAAGACGUCCCCACAGAAAACAUUUGCAAGGUCGCGUAUGAGCACAUACUUGGAGGAACCAAGGAUUGGCGCAAUCUCGUAGAUGACAGCUACAAAAAGAAAAAAGAGCCUUCACCACCCGUAGAAACUGAAAUAGAUUUGGUAAACGCAACUGCACCAUACGAUUCAGAUCACCAAUGCAACACCAUUGCAUGGUACCAGGACAUGUAUGGGCAUUAUUAUGAUUAUUAUGAAAAUCUUCUAACUGAAAAUGCAUCGACGUUUGAAGAUGUACCAAGUUUUCGCGGCUGGUUUCACCAGUGGCAGUCUCAACUGAAGUCUGUUACAAGUUACGUUCAGCAGCAUAUUUACUUACAGGAAAUGAACAAUUUUCAAUUUAAUAAUUAUCAGAAUUACUAGCUUUUAGUUUAUAAUUUAUUGUAACAUUAUAAUAAUACACAUUACAACAGUG